AUGGCUCUCAAUACGCCGCAAACGAUUCAAGACGCGUUGCACCGAUCAUCAGACUUCGUCGUAAACGAGGAGGAAAUGAAAAACUUGGACGAGCAGUACGAAGCCACGAAAGCAGCGAUACGAAGCUCAAUUUUGCCGCACCCCGCGAAGAAGGGCAAUCCAUCGAGCAAUGCAACAACAAGGAGUUCGGAUGAACCUAGGAGCGGAGGUGCCCAUAACUACCAGGUCAGCUCCGGACGCGGAAGAGGAGAGCCGCGCAACAACACUUGGGUGAGAAAGUCCGCCAACUACGACGAGAAGGCUUUCUGCGAGUAUCACCAGACCUAUGGACACUCAACGGCUCAAUGCCGAACUCUAGGAGCAAAGCUCGCAGCAAAAAUGGCAGCAGGAGAGCUCCAAAACGCGGUCAGCCUCAAAGACCUCGUCCCUAACGAACAACAAGAAAAAGCCGAGCCGAUCGGCGCGGCGGAACCAGCGAAUCCUCCCCGACGAGGCGAUAAUCCCAAGUGCGACAGGAGAGGCAAACCUGAAGAGCGAACCGAGCUGAGGCAAAGGAUCAAUAUGAUCAUGGCCUAUCAGCGUCGAGCCGAAGCAAAGGAGAAUUGGACAGAGCCAACCGACAUCCCAAACACAAUGAUCUCUUUCGCCAAGGAAGAAACGGCAGGAAUCGAUCGACCUCACAACGAUCCGUUGGUGAUUCAGCUAACGAUCAGGGAUCAUGAUGUAGCAAGGGUGUUCAUCGAUACUGGAAGCUCGGUGAAUGUCAUCUUCAGGGAAACACUCAGAAGAAUGGGAAUCGACCUCUCCGAGGUUGAAGCAAUCCCCAAACCUCUAACCAGAUUUUCAGGAGAAACGACGAUGACUAUGGGAACGCUCAGACUUCCCGUGGUAGCUGGCGGAGUCACUAAGAUCGUCGAAUUCUGCGUCACGGAUCACCCAGCAAUCUACAAUGUGUUCAUGGGAACUCCCUGGAUCAACGGGAUGCGGGCAGUACCCUCCACCUACCAUCUCUGCCUCAAAUUCCCAACUCCUUCGGGCGUCGAAACGAUCUGGGGGAAUCAGAAGGAGUCGCGAAUGUGCUGCCUAGCCGAGCACAAACUGAGGAACCCCGUCACCGACGCACGAGCUGAUAUAGACCGCAAAAAGAUGAAGACAGACAGAGAGCCCGCGAAUUAA
Molecule: messenger RNA, 1176 nt
Organism: Eutrema salsugineum
Lineage: Eukaryota; Viridiplantae; Streptophyta; Magnoliopsida; Brassicales; Brassicaceae
Exons: 2
Coding region: 1-1176 (391 amino acids)
Source: RefSeq, a predicted model, not a curated record